Messenger RNA from Penaeus indicus, 649 nucleotides. RefSeq names its product U-scoloptoxin(01)-Cw1a-like. Lineage: Eukaryota; Metazoa; Arthropoda; Malacostraca; Decapoda; Penaeidae. The transcript has 2 exons. The coding region runs from base 44 to 445 and encodes 133 amino acids. The record is from RefSeq and is a predicted model, not a curated record. Gene Ontology annotation, molecular function: chitin binding. Gene Ontology annotation, cellular component: extracellular region.
UCCUCCCGCACCUCCUCAUCCUCCCGUUCGUCGCUCCGUCAGUAUGAAGAACCUGGCUCUUGUACUCUUGUUGGUGGGCGUGGCUGCCGCCUUCCCCGGCCUCCGUCAGCGCCGUGACUCCUCAGCCCUCUACUUCGAACUGCCCUCCAACGCCUCCCUGGUUCUGGGCGGCAUCCAGACCGGCUUCGAGUGCGGCGACCUCCCAUACGGAUACUACGCCGACGAGGCCAACAACUGCGCCGUCUUCCACGUGUGUCUGCCCUACAUCGACAACGACCUCUACAUCACCCGCCACUUCUCCUUCAUGUGCGGCGCAGGCACCAUGUUCGACCAGGAGCGCCUCGUGUGCGACUUCCCCGAGAGCGCCCUUCCCUGCUCCGAGGCCGCCGCCUUCAGGAAGUCCAACGAGUACUUCGGCCGCUCUGAGAUUAACUUCCUCGAGUAAGUCAUGAUCCAGAGAGCCGGACUAGGUCUUCACACGAACGACGGAGCGACACAGGAAUUUCCGAUGACGACCCGGACCGUUGCACGACCACGAGAUCGAAUCUUAUACUAACAUUUAAAAGAACGAAGCGCAUUUAAGAUAUACACUUUCCCAUGUCAGCACUUUGUAUAAAACUGUUCAUUUUGUAAUAAAUAAGGAACAUUU